CAAUUGCUUUGUUUCGGUUUAAAGGGAGAGCACCGUCACACCGUCAAGUGUCACUGUGCAGUUAUCAUAGGUGCGCUAGGAUACACAUAAUCUACGCCAAACUUCCAUUGGCUCUUCUUUCAAAGUUAAUUAGCAUUCUGAAUCAAUGGAUUUGAACGCUUAUCUGAAACACACCAGUGACACAAAAGGAAACUAAGUGAUGAUUUGAUCGCUACCCAUUUGAUUUCAUGGAGCUGGGAAUUGCGCACUGUUGGGCACUUUGGAUGGACUGACCCCCACAAACGUCGAGAGGUUGUCUUCACUCGCACACACGAAGAACCUCUUCAGGUCCUGAGCGCUUCGCCACCAGUUGAUGCCAAGGAUCAUGACCAUGAACGGUGACCACCAAUCGGUUGCCACAGCGCCGCUGGAUCUGAGCACCACUAACAGAGAGCGUGGGAGCGCCGGGUCUAGGACUCCGGACUGCGGACUGCAAAGGUCGCGUCAGGUAUGCUCACCUGCACCCUCUGUUUGCACGGGGACGAACAGUCCGGUAAUGCGCUGUCCCACUGUCAGAACCGCCCCGGGUUCAGCAACCGGUGCUUCUCGCAAACGGCCGGCGGACAGUUCUUCCCUCAGGCUUCCUUUGAGGAAACGCCCGUUCCCUGUCGAGCUGGAGACUCAGACACAGUCACCGGCUCCACCAGAAAGUGGAGACCGCUUGUCCCCUGUGAAAGACUUUACUAUUACGGAAAGUUUCGCCGGAGGUUUUGACAGAAUCGCUGGUGAAAACAGGGUCGGUGUAGCACCAGUGACUCCCAGGUGGAUUUUACGGACAGGACAGAGUCCAGACACAUGUCCCAUUGGCUGUUUGCACCCAUUUAAUUACGGUCAAUACCCAGUGUAUUACUUGACCCCAGUCCUAGAGCCAAGGCAAGCUCUGGCCCACCAAAUCAAUUACCUGCUGCCUGAUAUCGCUCUGGCUACACAUCAAGAUGAAGAUGGAGACACAGCUCUCCAUAUAGCUGUGGUGAAGAAGGAGUUGACCAUUGUCUACAGACUGAUCCAUCUCCUGCUGUUGGCUCACAAAGGCCUUGAUAUCUACAACAACCUACGUCAGACUCCCCUUCACCUGGCAGUGAUAACCCAUCAGGCAGACAUGGUGGACACUUUGUUGAAGGCGGGAGCUGACCCUGCUGCCUUGGACCGUAACGGUCAAACAGCACUCCACCUCUGCUGUGAAUACAACCAGCGUGAAUGUCUAUCUGUUGUGCUCGCUCUGUCCUUACCCUCCAAAUGCUUGGAUAGCAAAAACUAUGAGGGUUUGAGUCCUCUCCAUCUGGCUGUGCUGCGCGGCCUUAAGGAUUUAGCCAGAAUGCUGCUGGAUGCAGGAGCUGACAUCAAUGUAAUGGACAUCAAAAGUGGCCACAGUCCUCUCAUGCAUGCAGUGGAAGGCAAUAACACAGACAUGGUCCACUUCCUCAUUGAGAAUGGCUGUGAUGUCAACGGCCAGUCUUACAGUGGGAAUACAGCCCUGCACAGCGCCUGUGGCCGAGGUCAGGUGGACACUGUGCGGCUCCUGCUGAAGAGUGGAGCUGACAGCAGCCUCAAGAACUACCACAAUGACACCCCUGUGAUGGUGGCUAAGAACAAGAAAAUAGCAGAUGUGUUACGAGGGAGAGCCUCCAAGCACAUAAGAGCUCAAGAUCAACACUCUGUGUCAAUCUCACCUCAUGGGAGCAACUUAACGGAAAACGGAUCCCCAUCUCCCAGCCACAGUCGUGGAUGUUCACCUUCAGCAACACCACAUACCCCUCAUCAUAGCACCGCCCACUCUCCAAAGACUCCAUCUGUGCCUGUACAUCAGUAUUACUAGCUCAAAGUUAUUGCCCAGUGCAAUUUCCAACUACCUCUACACAGCCAACCAACAAAGAGACUAUCAGACUUCAGUGCCUAAAAGGACACCCUGGAGAAGGGUCAGGCAGUGAGAAGACAGACCAGCAACAGACUGCACCUGACAUUAAACUUCCUCACAAACUGACCUUCUUUUCCUGGACUUCAUGACAAAAGACAGUCCUAGUUGGCAUUCAUUUUUGGGCAUCAGUGUAUGGACAGAGUGCCUACCUAUCCAGCUGCUUAUGACUGGGAGAAAACCGGUCACCUACAAGAUGCUGCAGUGAUCAGCUCCAUUUUUUUUUUUGACAUUUUAAUUCUUUUAAAAUUUGUAUCCAGUCUGCUUAUUGCAGUGGUUCUCUGAUUAGGUGACUUCUGAAGGAGGGUAUGCAUGAAAAAGAGAACCACUGGCUUAUUGAAAGGCUUUACAAUGUUACUUGACAUUCUAAGUAUUGCACAGUGAAAUCCCUUCUUUCUGCCAUUUUUAUAACCUAUGUCCACAGCACCUUUAAGUCUGUGUGCAUGUACGCGUGUGCUAUUUUAUCUCUGACAAAAGUUGUAGAUAUUUUUAUAUAAAAAUUGUCCAACA
Molecule: messenger RNA, 2461 nt
Organism: Toxotes jaculatrix (banded archerfish)
Lineage: Eukaryota; Metazoa; Chordata; Actinopteri; Toxotidae
Gene: bcl3
Product: BCL3 transcription coactivator
Exons: 9
Coding region: 353-1855 (500 amino acids)
Molecular function (GO): protein binding
Source: RefSeq, a predicted model, not a curated record